ACAAGGUAUCUUAAAGUGCUUUAUGUUAAUAAAUAAAAAAAACAGAUUCAUUUCUGGUUUAUCCAAUAUUAGCCUCCAUUAGUGCCUGACAACUAACUCCAUAAGUCCUAUAUUCGUCAUAGUCCUAACACCAGGUUCUUUAGUUGUGUCCACACUCCACAGCGGGAUAUAUUUCCACAGUCCGCAGCCAAAUACAUUUCUACACUCCACGGCCCCAAAAUGUUCAACUGCCCAAAUCACCAUCUCCAAUUGCCAAAAUCCCUGACACAAAUCUCAUGGACGUCCGUCUCAGACAGAUGGGCGUCAAAAGAACAUGCACAGGCUUGACUGCAGUGGAACAUAUUGAUCCAAAACAAUUCUCUAUUCCUUAGAUAGUCCACUACUUUUUGCCAAAUGUUUGCCAUUUGGGAAAGCAGCCAUGGCAUUUGAAGCACUGGAGGACACACUUAUGUGGACUUAUUCCGGCAGCCACUUUCUAAAUGAUAUGAUAAAACCCAGAUGUGGCUAUACAAUGGUUCACCCUAUAUUUAUAUUUACACAGCCAGAAAAAAAAAACUAAGAGCUGACUAUCCACGAACUGAUUAUGUUAUUCAUGUACAGUUAGUACUGCGCAGUUCUGAGUGUGAACCCUCCGGAACUAACAGGAACAUCUGAGUUGUAUACUGAUCCAAUCAGAUGCUAGAAUAAGAUCCAAGACUCAGCCAGCGGUAGGCCAACCUCCCCUUCAUUCGUCACCAUGUCGUUAGACGAGCUGUUAUAAAUGCCUCUGUAGAAGCAAGUUGAAGGAAAGGGGUUUCAAGAGAUUCAGUAAGAAACAGACAAGGGAAAUUUAACAAAGCCAGUUUUUACUUACGGCAUCGAGAUGUACAUACUCGGAGAGAAAACACUUGUCUUUUUCUACAUUUCAAUACAGAUAUGCUCAAAUGUCUUGGCGCAGGUGUGUCCGCCAAGGUGCCGCUGUCCGCGGGAGCCUCCAAUGUGUGCCCCCGGAGUUCAGCUGAUUCUGGAUGACUGCGCCUGCUGUCUGGUCUGUGCAAGGCAAAGAGGCCAGGUGUGUUCUGUGAUGAACCCCUGUGAUACACGCAAAGGUCUUAACUGCGACUACACAGCCGACGUACACAAGAGGACAGGCAUUUGUGUGGCCCACGAGGGAGACAUCUGCCUAUUGGAUGGGUCUGUUUACCAGAACGGGGAGACCUUCUUCCCCAGUUGCAAGUACCAGUGCACCUGCACAGACGGUCAGAUCGGAUGCGUGCCACGAUGUGACCUGGACCUGAUGCUACCAGGCCCUGAUUGCCCUUUUCCCAGAAAGGUUGAAGUCCCAGGGGAAUGUUGUGAGAAAUGGGUGUGUGAGCCCCAACCAGAGGCCAGCGCCCUGGGCUUAGCAAUGGCCGCAUACAGGCAGGAAGAGACGGUCGGGCUUGAUUUGUGGGACCCCAGUAUUAACUGUAUAGAGCAGACCACAGAAUGGGGCGCCUGCUCGCGGACCUGUGGCAUGGGGACCUCCACCCGGGUCUCCAACAAGAACCGGCGCUGUGAGAUGGUCAAGCAGACGAGGCUGUGCAUCAUCAGGCCCUGCGACGCACCGCAGCUUCAGAGAAAUGAAACUCUGAAGAGAGGCGGUAAAUGCCUGAGGACGAAGAAGGUGGUCGAGCCGGUCCGAUUCAGCUACAAGAACUGCACCAGCGUCCAGGCCUUCAGGCUGCGCUACUGCGGCGUGUGUACAGACGGACGCUGCUGCACCCCCCACAGCACCAAGACGGUGCAGGUGGAGUUCCGCUGUGGCCGGGGCCAAGCUGUCAAGAAACCUGUGAUGUUCAUCAACACCUGUGCCUGCCAUAGCCACUGCCCUAGGGACAAUUCCCAGUAUCAGUCGUCAGACGUGGUUCACAGUGGCUACAAGUUAUAGGUCAUUUGAUAACCGCACUGUGUACCCUACUCCUGUGACUGUAUCGCCCUCUGGUGGAGAGAAGUGUGUACACCCCGGCGUUUGUUUGUCCAGUCUCAGUGCCCCGCUACGUUUUAGAGAAUGAAUGUGCAUGCUUUUUUUUUUUUUUUGGCGUCUCCUGCUGAAAAAGGCUUUGCAACAGACUUUUAAUGUUCUGCUUACUGCAGAUGGCUGAAGGAAUUCCACAGAGCUCAUAGUUCACUUGAAGACAGCCUCUGAUUGUUCCAGAGGUUAUGUAGACCGCUCCAGAAAAUCGCAUUUUGGCUACCUACAAAUGCAGUCCAUGCAAAUCAUGUGCGUGACUCUUGCCCUCUCCCAGGCUCUCCAGCCAACCGGUUCUUGACCCACUGAACAGCCAAGUCAAAGGUUGUUCUCACAAUGUACUGGUGGUUCCUACAGCAGCUUGUCAGACCCAUGCCCCCAGCUUCCUGGUCACGGUCAACCUUGGUAGAAUCGUUGUCAAACACUUGGUUUAAGUUUUCUUGGCGUGCAGGUUCAGUAGAAAAUGUAAAUUAAAAUCCCGUUAUACUAGGAACCAAUAGUAAAUCAAGUGCCCCUUGAAAUAAUUUGACAUUAUUUGAUCCUUGUCUGAUAUGCAGUGAUUUAUUACAAUGCUAUGUCAAUUUUCCUCCAACACAAAGCAAAUUGUGGGCUUGUAUCUAAAUUUUAAGGCUUGUAUCUAGUCGUCUAUUGUAGAAAGACAACAUUUAUGUAAAUACUUGAUGUAUAGCUUGUGUGUUUACAACAGAGAAUGUAUGCCUUUGUAAAUCAAUGUAAAUAUGAACUGUAUAAAAAGUAUGUACUUAGAUGUUAUUGCAUUUUACACCACCUAUUAUAUUUACAGUAUUAUACUUACGAUUUCCUAUAAAAUAUUUUUUUUUCUAAAA
Esox lucius (northern pike) is the source of this 2835-nucleotide messenger RNA. It is a transcript of the gene ccn3, whose product is annotated as cellular communication network factor 3. Gene Ontology annotation, cellular component: extracellular region; extracellular matrix. The transcript has 5 exons. Gene Ontology annotation, molecular function: heparin binding; integrin binding. The coding region runs from base 863 to 1909 and encodes 348 amino acids. The record is from RefSeq and is a predicted model, not a curated record. Gene Ontology annotation, biological process: cell adhesion; signal transduction. Lineage: Eukaryota; Metazoa; Chordata; Actinopteri; Esociformes; Esocidae.